Messenger RNA from Rhipicephalus sanguineus (brown dog tick), 3892 nucleotides. RefSeq lists its product as uncharacterized. Lineage: Eukaryota; Metazoa; Arthropoda; Arachnida; Ixodida; Ixodidae. The transcript is spliced from 7 exons. Bases 89 to 2893 code for a protein of 934 amino acids. The record is from RefSeq and is a predicted model, not a curated record.
CGGAGAAGACGCCCAAGACGUGCACCGUUGAGGAGAGCGGAAGUUCGCCAAGGAUGACGACGUAAAGAGAGGUGAUUUCUCAACGACGAUGAAAACAAGAUUUCUAGCAGCGACAAUUACCCUGGCGUGCGUGCUGGCGCCAUGCGGCCGCUGCCAGGAGGGCGUCCGCGACGACAGCCACGUGGAGAACGUGGUGCACAAGGCCGUCGCCGACGAGUUCAGCAGCGAGAUCCUCACCAACCGCACCAGAGCGUACCUGUCAUGCGCCUCCGGCGAGAUGGUGGUCAAAAUCAACUUCAGCGAGCCCUUCCGAGGCAUCACGUACGUGGACUACGACAAGACCAGUCCCUGCAAGUUCUACGGCGACGGGAGGAAGUACUACGAGCUCAGGAUACCGCUCAAGGGGUGCGGCACAAAGCAGGAGGCCCCGAGAGUUUUCAUCAAUAAUAUCAUCGUACGCUUCCAUCGGUCUCUGGAGCUCGAAGAAGACGAAAUCAAGACGAUCAUCUGCCGCUAUCCGCCUCCCUUGGCGCCACCGCCACACAACGUGAUUGCACCUAUUAUCGAAGCACCACCAAUUUUGCCGGCUACCAAGCAUCCGAAACUGUCCGAGGUGGAACUGCUGCUCAUCAUAUGCGCUCUGCUGUUCCUGACGCUUCUACUCCUGGGCAUAGGAAUCGCUUACUACUGCCUGAAGAAACGCAACAUCAAGGUGGUGAAGAAGAAGAAGGGAAUUUCUUCUGCACCAGCUUCGGAGAUUACCAAACUGAGCGGCUCAACCAUGGGGACGCUGUCCAUGUUCGAUCCUAUUCGCAUACCAAGGCCAAUGGCCGCCUCCACUUCUGGUUCAGAAGCUGCUCUGCUUACUCCUUUUUCAGCACAGCGGUCCGAGACGAUACCAUCAGAUUACCCGAGUGAGUCGCCGUCCUCAGCUUCGGACGCUGAAGAGGUCGUGGAGCAGCGGCACGUCGUUGUAUCGGCUGUCCCUGUGCAGAAACAGUACGAUAACGCUGCCUUUGCUGCCGAGCCAUACCCAGUGGAUGCCGAAAGGGCCGAGUCACUGUCUUCGGUACAGAUUGCGACCGUCUACAAGCCGUCUAUACCCAGGGCUAAAGCGAAGCCCUAUCCAGUGGAUCAGGAACGCGACGAAUCAGUGUCAUCUCUGCAGCAGGCGCAGUUGAUUCUUAAGCCAGCUUCGGCGAAGCAACAACAACUACAGGCAAUAACAGAAAGCGAGGACCAGCUUGACACAGAGACUGUAGAGAAGAGCUACGCCGCUGUGUCGCGCGUGGUCGCUGCACCGCCGACCGCUUACAAGGUUGAGCCGCCAGUGUACACCAAGGUUCGUAAGAAGGAAGAGCAUCGGCCGCCGUCGCUCUAUGGCAGCAUCCCUGAUAACGACGACUGGUCUCACUCGGAAGUGGAAUUUGCGGCUGACAUGAAGCCACUCAUUCGCAAGCCCAAACGCACCACACAGGUUCUCACCGACUAUCUUGUCACCAAACAGGACGACACAGAUCUUCGUGAAGAAGUGACGAAGCGCCUCCAGGACACGUUGCGUUCGCUUGCAGUUCCGUCUCAGGCUCCAGAUACUUCUGUGUCGGAGAUCACUGCCAUACCGGAAACGGCGCUGGCUCCGCGUAAGCCGAAAAUCACCGUAAAGAAUAUUGACGAGGUGUUUGUCACCACAGAACACGAGACGAUUGCUACUGAGCACGUCGUAAAGACGACAAAAGAUACCACAGAACAGCUUGUGAAAUCUCCGACGACUCCGCCCUCUUGGGAUGUGACUAUCAGGCACUACGCGCCGGAGGACGAGGCACCAUCCGGACCGAGAUCACCAACUCCGCCUUCUGGACAGCCUCUGUACACAGAUAGACGAACCUGGGAAGAAGAUACAACAGAAAUAACUCGAGCCACUGCCACAACCACUGCUGACCACCAUCUUCGAACAAGCUUUUCACCGGAGCCAAAACCACCUCGCAGCCCGCGCACCACAUCACCACCCCAGUGGGACGUACUGAACAGGGUGAUCACGCCUCCGCCUGUCCAAGGCGUGGAAGAACUUACACCUGACGUAAAGACCAAGUGGAGGACGCUGGUCACCGUCGACGACGUCUUCCGGACGCUCGUGCACGAGGCCACGACGACGGAGGAGUACGUCCGAAUCAGCCACGAUUUCCGGUACGAGGCCAUGUUCGAACGCCGCGUGUGGGACGUUAUUAUUCGCGUCCUCACGCACCCAGACCAUCCGCCCAUCCACGCCCCAGCUGAGGUGAAACCAGCGCGCUAUCGCAAGAACCAAGAGCAGAGACGAAAAUCGUCACUACCGCACGUGCUCUCGGGCGCUGGCAUUCCAGCUGAUCUGAGGUCCUUGCCAGAGUCGCAUAGGUCGACUUCAAUUGGCGACUUCGACAUGAGGUCGAUGACUGAGAUCGACGUAGACUUCUCGCGUCUCGAACGUGAGUCGAUCUCCAGUGAUGACACUGUGCGGACGGGUCUCAGCAUCACCGACCGCGCCACGUCCGAGUAUCUCGAGGACGUUCCCAGCGUGGAAGGCCGCGCUUCUAUCGAAGGAUACCUGCCUGUUGUCGAGAGGAUGAUUGCCGCCCCACCAGUCGACACAGAGGACGCUCGCAGUGACGCUACUUUCGACAGCGGGAGGUUGGGACCAGGUGGGGCCCAGGGUGCCAGUCGCACGUUCGUGGAGCGCUCUUCGCGGCAGUACUUGGAAGACCUGCCAGGUAGCCAGAGCAGGAUCACCUCGGACCACAUGAGAAUGCAGACGUUUAGGGUCGUCAGGACGGCGGGUCUGGAAAGGGCGCCCAGCAUGGACGGCAGGGAAGAGAUCAAGUCCAUCACCGAGCAACACAUAUACGACUGGCUGCGAUGAUCUCCUUGUGCACACCACUGCCACCCACUUCCUUUCUCAGGAGUGGUGCUGUGCCGCACUGGUGUCUGCUGCAUAACACGGACCGGGGAGAUCCAAACAGCACAGUCAAAUGCGAAUGAUGACGACAGAACUAAAAGUGGCGCGGCCAACUAACCGCUGGUUUUUCUUUCUUUUUUACCUUGGUGCUUUUCGCAACUGCUUGAUGAUGAUUCGACAGCGCAUCGACUAUUGUAAAAUACAAAGCAGUAUUGACUGGCAUAAUUUUUUUUCACGCUGCUGCUUGCACAUUAUCGUGUGUUUCCAAAUAAGCUCUAAUGCUUUCCAUCCUGAGCGAAAUGGGCAAGCUCCCUUGGUUGCUUUUCGCAAACUUCCCUCCUGUAAUUUGGCCUUUUGAUGGAGAUGCAAUGCCCGACUCAUAGGAGCUACACAGUUGUGCAGAGAGUGCAAAUUUUGUAGUCUACUUCAGAAUAUAAAAAUAAAGGCUAUUUAGAAUGCUUGCCAUAAUCACUCUGCUUCCUUUUCAGCAGUAUGUGUCAGUACAGCUUUGUGUUAAUGUAGAGAGCGAAACCACGAGCUGGAACAUGAAGUCGGAAGUAGCAUGGUGCUACUCUCCUAACAUUACAAUAUGGAAGGCUGUUCUUGAGUCCGAACAUAUAUGUGUAUAUUUUUUUAGAAUCUCGAGUCACUGCCUACGGUGUUAAAGGAAAGCCAGCCUUUGUGAGCGGCUUUACUGCCAUUUUGAGUCGUUAAGGCGGCCAGUUCAAAUCAACACACGAGGUAGUAAAAUAGUGCAUAUGCUGGUAGCUUUGUUUCGUGUUAAUCUCGUUUAUGGUGUGCUUUGACCCCUUGAAGAAUCCACGCCCUGCAUAGACUGCUUGUUUUUGUUUUAAAGAAAUCAGUGUUCGCUGACUUUGACAGAUUUACGAGGAUGCCCUACUGCCAUUUCUGUAUUUAUUAAUCGAGACGUGUUAAAGAUGAAAAUAAAGCGCAUUUUACACC